AAAGCUUAAGUACAGUGUUUAGAUUUAGUCUGUGCGCAGCUUUUCUUGUUUCUAUGCUAUAUUCUGUAUUUAGAACAUUUCUGUGAAAAUGGAACAUGCUCAGAAUAAGACCCAUAUAUAGGCUAUAUAGUAUUAUUCCCUCAAAUUAUUUGUGUAAAUAAAUACAAUCUUAACUUUUUAUUAAACCGUGUUUACUUCUCUGUGUGUCAGUACUGUAUCACAUGACUGUGUUUCAGCUCUUUCGCAGAGCCAGGAAAAGGUUGAAGUGUCCCCUGCGGAGCACCAACAAGCGCUUCCUCCUCAACACCCUGCGCUCUACCGGCCUACAGCGGCGCACCAGCGAGCCUAGAGCCGGACACUCCGCCACAAGAGGGCGCCUGGGGAGCGACACCCCGGACAGACGCCGCGACCGCAGCAGAUCACCUCCCAGAGAUCGCAGGAGCAAAGGAGGCCACACAGACAGUAAAAAUAAUCACAGGGACACCAGGAGUAAUAAGGACACGGAAGAGGACAGAGACAAAGAGGGGAGUUACAGACACAGAGACAACAGAGACAGGAGACACGGUGAAGGUGGACAGGAGAGACACAGACUACAUGAAUAAAGCACUUUUGGUUAGGGGUGGAACAGUGCUUUUCCCGAGGCCACUCCUUUUCUUGUGAGCACAGAGGUGGACACUCCUGAAACUGUUCUCUGACCAGCCAGCAGACCUCAUAGAGCUGUCCCAGUCCUGUUCAGCCUGCCAUGUUAGAAGGAGCCAGAAACUUGAUUUAACUUUUAUGUCUCCUCUAAUAAAAAAAGACCCCCCCCCCCCCCCCAGUUAGUUAAUUAACUGUUAGUUAAUUAACUGUUAACUGUUAAUUAACUCCUGAAGUUAAAACCAUAUUAUAGGUUUAGUUGAUUUCCCUAAAUGGUUCACACAUCCAGUAGUUGUAAUAAAAUCGUUGUAAUGUUCUUUUCCUCCCAAAUUGUCCACAGAAGUUGAAGUAAAUAAACAAUCAAAUGGACAUUUUAGCUCAGGAAAUAUGGACAAACAACAUUUUUUUUUCUUCCCAUGUCCUCCCCUCUCUCUCCCAUGACUCAUGGGUUGGCGUAAUUCUGUUUCACCUACAGCAGAGGAGGUUUGAUUUCAAUUAUAAUGUCAUUACCAUUCUUCUGUCAUUAUUCACCGGUCAUAAUGUUUACAUAAGCCAUGCUGCUGUCGCCACUGGGUAAGCAUGUUUUUAUCGCCUGUCCAACUUUUUGACAUGUAUAUACCGCCUAUCAGAAACGGUUUUGUUUGUCAAAGGAGAAAAAAUAUAUAUAUUUUCCUGACACU
This is a messenger RNA of Toxotes jaculatrix (banded archerfish), 1316 nucleotides long. Its product is annotated as protein POLR1D-like. The record is from RefSeq and is a predicted model, not a curated record. NCBI's taxonomy places the organism in Eukaryota, Metazoa, Chordata, Actinopteri, Toxotidae. Bases 222 to 602 code for a protein of 126 amino acids. The transcript is spliced from 2 exons.